CCUAAUUCAUAGUUUUUUGCAUAACCACAAUCAAACCAACCAACCAAAACAUUUUCAUAUUUUUAUUUUAUAAAAUAAAAAGUCUAACAAGAAGCAGGCAAUAUGUCUAAGGCAGCGGGCAAAUUAAAAAGCAUAAAGAAGGGUGUAGAGAAGAUAACCCAUACCACAAAACUUAAAACAAAUAUACCUGCUGGCAUGGCAGCGGCCGGUCCCCCAUUGGGUCCUAUGUUGGGUCAGCGCGCCAUUAACAUUGCAGCCUUUUGCAAGGACUUCAACACACGAACUGCAGAUAUGAAGGAAGGCAUACCACUACCCUGCCGCAUUUCCGUGAACAGUGAUCGUAGUUAUAAUUUAGUUAUACAUUCUCCACCUGCUGCCUUCUUACUGAAACAAGCUGCCGGCAUACAAAGAGGUGCCAUGAGUGCCGGACGAGAAGUUGCGGGCAUGAUUACGUUAAAGCAUUUAUAUGAAAUUGCCGCAAUUAAAAUUCAAGAUCCACCAAAUGCUUUACUCACAAUGCAGCAAAUGUGUGAAAUGUUGGUGGGAAUUGCUCGCACAUGUGGUAUUAAAAUUGUGCGAGAAUUAAAGGCCGAGGACUAUGCUGCCUUUUUGGAGGAACGACGUGCUGUGGUUGAGGCCCAAAGACGUGAAUUACAAGAAAAACGCGAAGCUAAGAUGUUACGUACUGGUUAGAUUUACUAUUGUUUAUUAUUGUUAAAAAAAAUACAAACAUAUUUUAAACUAUAUCCUAA
Musca domestica (house fly) is the source of this 752-nucleotide messenger RNA. It is a transcript of the gene mRpL11, whose product is annotated as large ribosomal subunit protein uL11m. The transcript is spliced from 3 exons. The coding region runs from base 103 to 693 and encodes 196 amino acids. Gene Ontology annotation, molecular function: structural constituent of ribosome; large ribosomal subunit rRNA binding. Gene Ontology annotation, biological process: translation. NCBI's taxonomy places the organism in Eukaryota, Metazoa, Arthropoda, Insecta, Diptera, Muscidae. Gene Ontology annotation, cellular component: mitochondrial large ribosomal subunit; ribosome. The record is from RefSeq and is a predicted model, not a curated record.